AUGUUUUAUAGACUAUUUAAAUUCACCGUCGUUGUCUUUGCAAUCGCAUUCUUGUCAGAGCUUGCUCACGCUGCUCCUCCUCCACCUUUAAUUGAGGAAAUUGGUGGUCCAUUCUUUUGUCAAAAUGGAACAAGUUUAACUUGCUGUCCUCUCCUAGCACACAAAAUUGCCUCUGACCACCGUUCACUCUGCGCAUCAGUUAGGCUCAAUAAUAAGAGUGGCUACAACAUGAGUUUGAUAGUUGCCAGUCUUGAAGAUGGUCGCUGGGUUACAUCAGACGAUUCUGGCGACGUCGGUAUAGACUGCAGCCCACGGACCGACGUUCUCGCAAAUGGUGAAUCCGAAGUCUUUUCGAGCGUUACAAAUCGUUUUCUUGGUGGAGUACGGGGCUAUGCCACGUUUAUGAUGAAUGAUAAUGCUUCCACCUCUUUUACCAUAUACUGGGACACUCCAUUAAUUGGUUUUCAUGGACAUUAUGUUAUCGGAUUGCCUACGAAAAAUUAUCGCGUUGCACUCCAACAUGGUUUUGACGAUACGGUCUUUCAAAUUACAGUUACGCCAGUUCGAGUUUACUCAAUUGAUUGGAGGAAGUUCUUUUUGGCAUUAUCUUUCAUUGGCGGAGUAAGCGUUAUCUUAUUUUGCUGCGGAUUAUGCAUUACCGCUUGUUCCGAACAAGAUAGUACUUUAAGCCGCCGUAUCAAUUCUGAACCACAACGAUAUCUCGCUACAUCAACACCAUCUUACCACAGCUAUUCAAAAUUUGAUUUUAAAGCACAAUCACCCUCUUCCGACUAUUCUACGACUUCUAAACCACAACCAUAUUCUUCCAACUAUUCUAAACAACAACAACCAUCUUCUUCCGACUAUUCCAAACCACAACCGACAUCCGACAAGAAGGCUCAAUUAUCUGCUCUCCUGAGCCAAAAACAAGCAGUCAAAAAUCUGCAAAGUGAACUAAAAAAAGAUCCGGACUGUUUGAAAUCACAACCAUCUCAUUUUGACUAUUCUAAACAACAAUCGUCAUCUUCUAACUAUG
Paraglomus brasilianum is the source of this 1036-nucleotide messenger RNA. NCBI's taxonomy places the organism in Eukaryota, Fungi, Glomeromycota, Glomeromycetes, Paraglomerales, Paraglomeraceae. The record is from the annotation of a GenBank genome assembly.